Labrus bergylta (ballan wrasse) is the source of this 1857-nucleotide messenger RNA. Its product is annotated as low affinity immunoglobulin gamma Fc region receptor II-b. The record is from RefSeq and is a predicted model, not a curated record. Lineage: Eukaryota; Metazoa; Chordata; Actinopteri; Labriformes; Labridae. Gene Ontology annotation, cellular component: plasma membrane. Gene Ontology annotation, biological process: cell surface receptor signaling pathway. Gene Ontology annotation, molecular function: transmembrane signaling receptor activity.
ACAGUCCCCCCCCCUGAGAGCCCGAGAGUCAGUCAGUGUUCACAGCACCAUGGAGAUAACGACUCUGUGCGCUGUCGUAGCCAUCCUGAGAGUCCUCCCCAACAGAUCCCAGUUCUUUCGGUAUGAGUCCGUCAGUCUGAGCUGUGAGCAGCUGGGAGGUUCUACUGGUUGGACGGUCAAGAGGAACACAUCCAAGAACACAAAUGAAGGCUGUUCCAAAGUAUGGGAUGGAAAAAAUGAAUCGGAGUGCUUCUCCAAUGAUCUCUACCCAUUCGACAGCGGCGUGUACUGGUGUGAGUCUGCAGCAGGAGAGUGCAGCGACACUGUCAACAUCACUGUUUACCGUGGUUCUGUGAUCCUGGAGAGUCCUGCUCUUCCUGUGAUGGAGGGGGGCGAUGUGACUCUGCGCUGUACAAACAGGAACACUUCCUCCUCUGAUUCUUCUGAUUUCGACAUGACUGAUUCCUCCAAUAUCACCGCUGAAUUCUACAAAAAUGGCCUCUUCAUCAGGAGCAGCUCCACGGGAAACAUGACCAUCCGUGGUGUUUCCAAGUCCAAUGAAGGACUCUACAAGUGCAACAUCCCUGGAGUCGGACAAUCCCUGGACAGCUGGCUGACUGUCCGAGGGGGACGUUCAGAGGAGCCCGAUUCUCCUGGCGCAUGCAUUCUACUUCCUGUCGUGCUCGUGUGCCUUGUGCUGAUUGCGGUGAUUUUUGCGACGCUCUUCUGCCUCUGGAGAAGACGUAAAGAAAUAGUCGACCCUGACGUCUCGUACACCGAUGUAACCAUCACACCGGGAGUCCAACCAAACAGGAUCACAGAUUUGGAUGCCGUGCCGACCUUCUACUCGACGGUCAGACCCGGAGACGCCUGACACGAAACCUCAGCACCUCCACACAUGUGUACAGUGACAUUCUGAUGGAGAUGACCACAGAGACGUUUAAUCACACAGCGUUUUGAACAGUUUAAAAUAGCUUCAUGUCAGGGCAUGGUCAUGUAGAAUUUGACAAUCUUUGGUCAACGCUUCAUGAGAAAACGUGUCAGAGUUUGGUUUAAUGUUGACGUUAUCUUAUUAUACUUUCUACUCUGUAAAAUAGUGUUUCAGAGGCUCUUUGCAGCCGUGCAACUGCGAAAAAGAAAACUAACAACAAACCCUGACAGAUAAAGAAGAGGUCAGAAUUGCAGAGUCCGGUUUUUAUUGAGGGUUUGACGCCCUGAGUGACGUCUUUUAUUAGACAUGUCCUCACAUGAUCCAGUAUUUAUAGACGUGAAAAGGGUGCAGCCUUUUACUACACCGUAAAUGUUUGACUUCAUUGAUAUAUGCGCGUAGUAAAUUCUUUGCCUCGCAUAUUUGUGAACUAUUUUUGGCAGAGAGUUUCUAUGUGUGUCAAACAUUGACUUCCACUUUUCGCUCGGUUUGACUGACGUCAUCCAGCAGGGAUUUCCUCGCUCAACUCACGCCCACAGGAAACCUCGAUGAGUUUCACUGGAAUUAUCACACCACAGCUGUUCCCUCAGCAAUCAAGCUGUAGUUUACAUGCGUCAGAGUUUCCCACUCAAUGAGAGCAAAACUGUUACAUACAUGUUACAAAUGUUUAAAGAACACAGUACAGAACUCUCAAUAUGAAAAAACGGCGGAGGCGGAGGCCAACAUUAAACAAGAGGUUCAACCGUCUUGGUUUCCAGGAGAGACAGAGGUCAUCUCUCAGAACAUUUAAUUAUCAGGAAGCUUCUCUUGAUGCUGUUAUAAACCGGUACGAGGGAUACAGAGCGAGGGAAGACUGUCCACUUAUUCACGUUGGAUGGCAAGUUUGUCUUGAAUGUGUAAAAUAAAUAAAUAAAUAAAGCAGAAGUUUU